AAGCGGAGUGAUCCGGUGAACGCCACCCCCGCAGGGUGUGCGGCGCCUCCAUCCCUGCGUGCAGUGGUAUCUCCUGCAUCUCCCCGUCGCGCCGCGGAGAGUAGUGCAGCCUGCGGAGCUCCGGGCUCUGCCCGCUUCCUGGCUGGCUCAGGUCUAGCUGGCUGGGAAGGUGCGAGCCGCGCAGCCGGGGAAGAGGCGGAGAGGGGAACAAAGCGCAGAGGCAGCUGCAGGCGGCAGAGGAGCAGGCACAGGAGACGGCUGAGAGAUGGCAGCGGGAAGGGGCUGGGGGCUGCUGGCGCUGUGCGGGGCGCUCAGUGCCUGCUGCUGGCUGCUGUGCGCCGAGGCGGCGGAGCCCGAGGCUGCCGCCGGGGCGAGCCGGCGGCGGAGGCUGAGCCAGGAGGACGGCAUCUCCUUCGAGUACCACCGCUACCCGGAGCUGCGGGAGGCGCUGGUGGCCGUGUGGCUGCAGUGCCCCUCCAUCAGCAGGAUCUACACCGUGGGGCGAAGCUUCGAGGGCAGGGAGCUGCUGGUCAUCGAGAUUUCGGAUAACCCCGGGAGACACGAGCCUGGGGAGCCUGAAUUUAAAUAUAUCGGGAAUAUGCAUGGGAAUGAAGCUGUUGGAAGGGAGCUGCUUAUUUUCUUAGCUCAGUACCUAUGUAAUGAAUACCAGAAGGGAAACGAGACCAUUAUCAACUUGAUCCACAGCACACGCAUCCAUAUCAUGCCAUCCUUAAAUCCAGAUGGGUUUGAGAAGGCAGCAUCCCAGCCUGGUGAACUCAAAGACUGGUUUGUUGGCCGAAGUAAUGCUCAAGGAAUAGACCUGAACCGUAAUUUCCCUGACCUGGAUAGAAUAGUUUACGUUAAUGAGAGAGAAGGUGGCCCAAACAAUCACCUACUGAAAAACAUGAGGAAAGCUGUGGACCAGAAUCCUAAGCUUGCUCCUGAAACUAAAAGUAUCAUUCACUGGAUUAUGGAUAUUCCCUUUGUCCUCUCAGCCAACCUUCAUGGAGGAGACCUUGUUGCAAACUAUCCAUAUGAUGAAACGCGCAGUGGUAGCACUCAUGAAUACAGCUCCUGCCCUGAUGAUGCGAUUUUUCAAAGCUUAGCUCGGGGCUAUUCAUCUUUUAAUCCAGCCAUGUCUGAUCCAAACAGACCACCAUGUCGUAAGAACGAUGACGACAGUAGUUUUGUAGAUGGAACAACCAACGGUGGUGCUUGGUACAGUGUUCCUGGAGGAAUGCAGGAUUUCAAUUACCUCAGCAGCAACUGCUUUGAAAUCACAGUGGAGCUCAGCUGUGAAAAAUUCCCAUCAGAGGAAACUCUGAAGAGCUACUGGGAGGACAACAAGAACUCACUUGUCAAUUAUAUUGAGCAGAUACAUCGGGGAGUGAAAGGAUUUGUUAGAGAUCUUCAGGGAAACCCAAUUGCAAAUGCUACCAUUUCUGUGGAGGGAAUAAACCAUGACAUUACAUCAGCCAAUGAUGGUGAUUACUGGAGAUUGCUUACACCAGGAAACUACAAACUUACAGCCUCAGCACCAGGCUAUCUAGCAAUAACUAAAAAAGUGGCUGUUCCCUUUAGCCCUGCCAUUGGGGUUGAUUUUGAGCUGGAGUCAUUGUCUGAAAGAAAAGAAGAAGAGAAAGAAGAGUUGAUGGAGUGGUGGAAGAUGAUGUCAGAAACUUUAAAUUUCUAAACGAAGUCUUUGAAUUCGCAGCUUUUAAUCUAUUAUGUGUUGACUUAGUAUAAUGUGCUGUGGACAGACCCUAUAUUUUAGAUCUUGUGCAGUUCACAAUAUUUAACUUUGAUUUUUUUUCAGUAAUCUUUUGAUUAGUACCAGCACUACUUAAAAAAUGACUAGGCUACUAACUAGACAAAUACAAAUUAUUAAUUUUUAUUUCAUACUGCUAUAGAAAAUUCACUCUCCUACAUAUACGAUACACAAAAAAGAGUGAAUGUCUCAGCAGCCUAAGUGGAAAUACAAUCUUCUAUGUGUAAUUUGCAAGUCCAGAAUUUGUAGGUUAACUCUGGAUUUAAGAAUACCCAUAAUUCUUAGUCAGUUUCAGAUACUGCCAGAAAUGUCUGGCAAUGUAUAUGAGCAGAAGAUGUUCUGUAUUGGGUUAUAAUGAAUGUAGUUGAAAAGGUGUACAAUAACAGUUUGGUGUUGUAAGUAAUGUUUUACAAGAAUUAAAAUCCAGUAUAAAGUUCUAUAAAAUUUGGUGGUGGAAGCUAUUUAAACAAAUAAGAAACAAACGUAUAGCUUCAUUUUAGUAAUGUGGAAGGAACUUGUAUAAGUAUUUUUACUGAAGACCCAAUAUUAAUAACAGGGGAUAAUGUAACUUUAUCCCUUAAUCUGUUACUGAUACUCCAAGGUUGGAUUUGAGGCUUUUUGGUCACUCACUAACCAAAUUAAAAUUCUGAAUUGCAAAAGAAGAAAUGCUGCAAAAUGUGCAUUUUGUUAAUAUGCUUCUUGUGCUUGUAGGGUGUUCCCGUGAGGAAAAGGUUCAGUGUUUCAGCUGAUAUAUAACCACUAGACACCCAGUUAUGGAAGAACUGACAAAGGUUUCAGUGUGGUUUGGAUGAGCAGCCAAAAGUUCCAGUGCUCAUCCAAAGCCAUCUGACCCUCUUCAAUUUACAAAAUGGGUUGGAAAUCUACUAAGGACAGGCAUUCCUUUUAGUGCUCAAUGGUCUGAGCCAGGCAGUAGUAGUGUUGUUUGAAACUCUUGUUUGUUCUGCUGCUGGUCUUGUCUAAAUCUAGGAGAAACACAGGCGGGUAAAAGUGAAAUAUAUAUGUAUACUAAAAUUUUACCAAAAUAUUUUACAAGGAAAAAAUAUACAUUUCAGUUCUGGAAAAAAUUUUGGACCUCCAAUUUAUUUUUAAUUAUCUGAACCAGUUUGUUUCAUUAUUUAGUCCAUGAAAAAUGAAACUUUCAGGUGUCUAAAUGUAAAAGUAUAAACAUAGACUACCAGAUCCUCAGCUGGUGUAAACUGACAUGGUUACAUUGAAAUCAAUGGAACUAUGCCACUUUAUACCAGCUAGGAUCUGACUGAAAGUUUAGAGUGUAUUGCUGUGUGUCAUUUAAUUUAGGAUCAGGUGUUUGACUUUUUUCCCCCAACGAGUAAUGGAACAGAAGAAAUAGAAUAUUGUAUCAUCCUCUCUCAAAUAAAUCUGUAGUUUUAUUAGCCUGCAUUUUCAGUCAAUGGGGGUUGUAGGAUUGAAAAUUAGAUCAUCAGUGCCCAGUCUUGCUCCCAUUGAAGUCAAUGUGAAAACUACCAUUUACUUCAUGUGUUCAGGAAGAAGCCCUAACUUGAUCUGCUUAAGAUUCUAGCUUGACAUUCACAGCAAAUUGUGUCCUUGGACUUCCUGCAUUUCUUAAACAAACAUAGCUCUUUAACUUUUAAAAUAAAAUGCCCAAGAUACUGCAUAUGUUCCUAUACUGAACACUAAUGAAAAUGAAUAACCUGAUUCUUGUUGAACCAAAAAAUGACUGUGUAACAUGUAGAUCAUUGCUACAGUAAAGCAGUAGACACUGGACUACAAAUCCCAAGGGAACUCUUCUAGUAAGAAUCAUGCUGAAGAACCUUUGUAACAAACACACAAAAAAAGACAUCGAUGCACAGACAUUUUGGUAAAAAAAAAAAAAAGUAACCUUCACCUCCCACCCCAGUGUGUGUAAAAAGUCGAGGAGACACAGACACAAACACCUACUACAUAGCUUAAAAUGUAGAGACAUUAAAUACAAACCCACUUGUCUGUAUGAUUAUAUGUUUGAAACUACUGAUCUGGGUUCAGAUAAAAUGGGCAAAAUAAAAAAAAGGUAUGAAUUAAAACAAAGGAGUGCUAGCAUUUGGCAAUGGCUACAAAGUUGCUUUCAGCCUGUAAAUUCUUGUAAUAAGGCAAGUGUACAUUUGUACAAAAUACAACAUAAAACAGCAUAAUGUUAGGCCAGAAGGUGUUGUUAUAUGGUGCAACUCCUAUCAUGUAGCCAAUUUUUCUGCAUAGGGAAUUCUGUGGUAUAGUGCAGACAUUACAUCAAACUGAACCUCAUAAUGUAUUUUUAAGCCUUGCUUGUAUUCCAUGCAUGCCAUUAUCUGGUCUAUUGUUUUAUGCAUUUGUAAAUGAAAUGUAAUGUCCCCAUAGCUAUCAUUGUUUUACUUCAGAUGUUUGCUUGCUAUUAGUUGUACUGAAACAGGCUGAAGUAAUUAAAUAUUACAGCACCAGAACCACUGCCACUGUUCUUACUGUAUGUAAAAAUGCUUAAGAACAGUAUAAUCAGGAGUGUCAAUAAAUAGUUUAUGUAGCUUCUCUAGCUGAACUGAUCUGUGCUGUAGGAUUGUGUACGUUGCAAUGGAAGAUUAAAAGUGUGUUACGUGAUGCAGAGUUCUUUGGUUGAAAAAGGCACAUACUGUACUCUUGUACAAUAAAUAGACGGGUCUGUUUAAAA
Messenger RNA from Mauremys reevesii (Reeves's turtle), 4442 nucleotides. It is a transcript of the gene CPE, whose product is annotated as carboxypeptidase E. Bases 266 to 1693 code for a protein of 475 amino acids. The transcript is spliced from 9 exons. Gene Ontology annotation, biological process: proteolysis. Gene Ontology annotation, molecular function: metallocarboxypeptidase activity; zinc ion binding. Lineage: Eukaryota; Metazoa; Chordata; Testudines; Geoemydidae. The record is from RefSeq and is a predicted model, not a curated record.